AAUUGCAGAGGGUGGCCUCCAAACAUCUAGAGCUGUCAUAUAAAACAGAGAUGGACUCAAACACAACACAUGUGGAACUCCGGCACGACAUUCUAAGAAAGCUGAGUGACGUCAUCGAUAGGAAAUUCAAGGACGAGUGUCGAGACAUCGGAGCCGCCUUGAUCCUGGAAGUCCUGGAUUUCCUGCAGUUUUCGGACGACGAGCGACUCGAGAAGAAGGUCUCCUCCGAUCCGCCUUUCGCUGUUGUUUACAUCGCCGUCAUCCUGCUCUUCUUCGCCGCCUCCGUGUUCGUAGUCUUGGUCAAGUACAUGAGGAAGGAGAGCGAGUCGUCCCGACUGGAGCACUUCUAUCAGAAUUAUCAAGACGGCAAGCGGGCGCGUUUGAUCGUACGUUACGACACCGAGGGAAGGCCGCUGCCGAUCAAGACAGCUUAUUCCUCCGCCCGCCGAAGUAUUAUCCCCCUCGACAUCGGCACCCCAUCCCCGACGCCUUCAGAGGUGCAGACGCCCUUGGAUACGCCGAAUUCCUCCAUCGCAACGGUGCCUCCGCUAGGACUCCUGGAACAUGACUUAUAAAGGAUUGGCUGUCCUUAGGAUUCGUGUUUUUUCAUUCAGCUGGAAGAGCGUCUUACUGAGAACAGAUGCAGCUGGACGCGCUUUCCAAACCUGGAUUGUUGUUUACCUUCCGCAUGAAAUGUUUGUUUUUGUUUGUAUGGUGCUUUUACGUUGCAUGGAACCAGUGGUUAUUCAGCAACGGGACCAACGGCUUUACGUGACUUCCGAACCACGUCGAGAGUUGAACUUCUAUCACCAGAAAUACACAUCUCUCACUCCUCAAUGGAAUGGCCGAGAAUCGAACCCGCGACCACCGAGGUGGAACGCAAACGCCAUAUCAACCACGCCACUGAGGCGCAUUCCGCAAGAAAUGAAGUUGACUCAUUACCUACGAUUUCCGUCACAAACUACUAUUACUCCUUUUGUACGAGAAUAAUUGGAACCAAUGCAUGAUAAGUUUGUUGGAAGAAGUGAUAAUGAAAAUAUAAAGGCAAUUUAUUGAGUGAAAUAAAUUACAAAACCGGUUAAAGUUAAGUGUAUCUUAGUUUAACCAGACCACUGAGCUGGCUAACAGCUGCUCUCAUAGGGCUGGCCCGAAGGAUUAGAUAUAUUGACGUGGCUAGGAACCAACUGGUUACCUGGCAACGGGACCUACAGUUUAUUGUGGGGUCCGAACCACAUUAAUCAUCGAGAUAUGAAUUUCUAAUCACCAAAAAUAACUUCCUCUGAUUCAACGUUGGCAGAGGGGGGAGUCGAACUCGCGACUACCAAACCGGUAGGCAAGUACGUAAACCACUCGUGCAACGAGGAACACUUGCAAAACCGAUAAUUGGUGUCAGAGGUGACACAGACGUUGGCAAGGUGAAAGAAAGAAAGAAGGGGAAGUCGGAAAGACCGAUUCGCGCAUCCCCGAGGCCUUUUCCUAAAAACUAACCAUAGAAUCUUCUUGAAAAUAAUCUCCUUAUGAUUCCUACGCCCAAAUUAACACGAAUGUAUUUUGCAACUAACCUAACCUAACCAAACUUAACCUAACCUAAGGUGAUAAAAAAAAGGGACUGGUGCACUACUAUAAAAAAGAAGUAAAUUCACAUCAACCGUGCGUUUGGUGUCUAGGCCAGUCC
This is a messenger RNA of Macrobrachium nipponense, 1675 nucleotides long. RefSeq lists its product as uncharacterized. The transcript is spliced from 4 exons. The record is from RefSeq and is a predicted model, not a curated record. Lineage: Eukaryota; Metazoa; Arthropoda; Malacostraca; Decapoda; Palaemonidae. The coding region runs from base 51 to 575 and encodes 174 amino acids.